Messenger RNA from Tarenaya hassleriana, 664 nucleotides. RefSeq lists its product as uncharacterized. The record is from RefSeq and is a predicted model, not a curated record. Bases 114 to 506 code for a protein of 130 amino acids. The transcript has a single exon. NCBI's taxonomy places the organism in Eukaryota, Viridiplantae, Streptophyta, Magnoliopsida, Brassicales, Cleomaceae.
UGAUAAAAAAAAGGCCGAAAAUCUUAUUUCUUUUCCUUUCUUGAACAGAGAGGAAAGGCAGUACCCGUCAAGAAUUAUUCAAAUCUUUUUCCUACGCAGAGAGCAAAUCACAAAUGUCGACGUUUUCACCGUCAUUAGCCGUUAUCCCGUUUCUUCUUCUUCUCCUGCCUCUUCUGAAUCUAUGUCUGAUUUCUGCGGAUUCCGCGUUGGGAGGAAAAAUCCGGUUACCCUCGGAGAGGAGCGACGGCGGAUUCUGCGAGGGGAAGGUUGAACCGGGUUCGUGCCCGGUUAAGUGUUUCAGGGUCGACCCGGUCUGCGGCGAAGACGGCGUCACGUACUGGUGCGGUUGUGCGGACGCAUUGUGCAGUGGCGCUCGCGUUUCGAAACGAGGGGCAUGCGAUGUCGGAAACGGAGUUAGGCUGUCGGUUCCGGGCCAAGCUUUGCUUUUGAUCCACAUCGUCUGGCUCAUUUUGCUUGCCUUCUCUAUGCUCCUCGGCCUUUUCUGAUUUCAAACAACACAGUUGCUUUUUUUUUGGUGUUAUACUGCCAUUGACGAAUGUUGUGACGAAGUUCUUGUAUUUUCCUUUUAACGGUCGUUGUCGUUCUUUUCAAACGAUGUCGUUCCAAUCAGCACCAUAUAUAAAACGGCGUAGUUUGGCUUUUA